GGAUGGGGUAGCAGACAUGUUGCUAUCCUCAAAAAGUACCUCCUGAGUCAUAACACCAUGUGAACCCUAGUUACGAUGCAGGGCACAGUGGGUCAGCGCAGCAGGACUACUGUGGCCUACAUUGUUCCAGUAGUUGGAAUAUGUGCUGCUGCUUUCCUUCUUACCAAUAUCUUCAUUUACCUCUAUCUGGACUCUGUGUAUCAGCCUGGUUUGCAGCAAGUUUCACCUCUGGUGGGCUGUGUGCCUCAACACUUUAAAAUGCCAACCAUGAAAGACUGCACCGCCUGGCUCCAGUGUUUACAAAUAAAUGCUGAAGUACACGAGCUGAAGCUGAUUGACCAGGGAGCAGUGAAGAAGGUUUAUUUGGCAGAGUGGAGAGGCCAGAAGGUAGCUCUGUCAAGGCUAUCAUCUCUCAAUUACUUGGAGGAUUUUCUCCAUGGAUUGUCAAUGUUACAGGCCCUGCAGAGCCCCCAGGUGGUUCAAUUGGUGGGGUUUUGCCUUGAAGAGCACAUCAUUUUGACAGAACACCACCCGUUUGGCUCAUUGCUUAAUCUGGAUGAUGUUCUUGAAAAAAAGCAUUACCAGCAACACAACAAUUGGGAGAUGCGGCUGAGGCUAGCUAUAGAUUACGUCACCAUCCUCCAUUACCUUCAUAACAGCCCAGUUGGGCGACGAGUUAUGUGCGAUUCAAACAGCCUUGAGAAAACUCUGUCCCAAUUUCUACUGACAAAUGACUUUCAUCUAGUAGUGAAUGACCUUGAUGCACUUCCUGAAGUGGAUAUGUCCAGAAACUUGUCAGUGAAAUGUGGCCAUCGGGAGCUCACUGGAGAUUUUGUUGCCCCAGAGCAGCUAUGGCCAUUCAGAAACAAUAGAAAGCCAUUUUCAGACAAUCUCAUGCCAGAGUAUGAUGAGAAGACCGAUAUUUGGAAGAUCCCAGAUGUGACGUGGUUCCUUAUGGGAAAGGUACCUGGUGGGGAUUUAGUCCAUUUCCAUCUUUUUCAGAUCCAUGAGAAGUGCAAGAAGAAGGAUCCCACCGACCGCCCUUCAGCUUUUGAUGUUUUGAAGGUUUACAAAUCAGUCUACAGCAGCAUGGUACGAGACAGUGCUGGGUUUAGAGAUAUGCUGUAGAGCAGCAGUCCCAAACCCCUGCCACAUUGAUCAACAUCCAAUGAUCAAAGACCCGGACCAAUGACUUUACCUUUUUCACAUAAAUAGCCUCCUUGACUCCACACUCAAACCAGUGUGUCUCACUAUCCAGGAUGUGUAAGUGCUAUGUCCAGAUGAACAGAUAAGAUGUGGUCCCAAAUGGAGCUAUUUUAUUUCAUUUUAGUUAUUUACAUAUACUAAUGGCAAGGAUCCAGUUUGAUUAUAAAUAGAUUUAUUAGAGGUUGAAUUAGUCUGCUACAGUGGAUCAUAAUGGCUUGUCAGUGGCUUUAUCAGUGAACAAGACAUUGUUUUAAUUUUUUUUUAUGCUUCUUACCCUGAAAACAAUCUAAUAAGUAGCCUUUUUUUUUUUUACAGAGAAAAGAGCAGUUAAUUAUACAGAACAACCAACAAUCUGCAGCCUACCUGGGUCUCACUUGCUGUUCGUUUAAAUUAGCAGUUUAGAAUGUUUAGAAUAAAUGGUAGAUCACAAAAAGUUAGGAUAAACCUGCUCUUUACAUUUCCCAUUGUUUAGAUAUUUUUCCCCUUUGGUUGAUAUUUUAAAUCCCAUAUGGACCAAGGUUUGUUACCUGGUUCUAAAAACGAAUAGAAAAUAGAAAAUGCAAUGUUUGAUUUCUCGUGAUUUGAACUGUUCUGUUUUCUUAUUCCACCUUAUGGCUGGAAUAGUAUAAUGUUCAGACAUUAUUUAUUUAUUUGUAACCGCAUCAAAGACAUAUACAUUAAAUAUUGAAAUUCAA
Maylandia zebra (zebra mbuna) is the source of this 1901-nucleotide messenger RNA. RefSeq names its product protein O-mannose kinase (gene pomk). The record is from RefSeq and is a predicted model, not a curated record. Gene Ontology annotation, molecular function: protein kinase activity; ATP binding; carbohydrate kinase activity. Gene Ontology annotation, biological process: protein O-linked glycosylation; protein phosphorylation; carbohydrate phosphorylation. Lineage: Eukaryota; Metazoa; Chordata; Actinopteri; Cichliformes; Cichlidae. Gene Ontology annotation, cellular component: endoplasmic reticulum membrane.